GCGAAGAGCCACGCAGCUCCAUCGUCCAAAGGAUGAGUCAAAGUGGCCCGUCUUCGCUCAGCAGCUCUGGUAGCUUCACGGCGGAAAGCGAAAGCUUCUCCGUGUCGACGACAAGAAACGCUCAUCUGGGAAGACAAACAUAAACAUCUGUUAUUGUGCUCUUCUGUGAAGUGUGCCUUCAUGUUGGAUAGCAGGGAAAACCAGUUUCUCUUACUCGAUAUCGUCACACAGAAGAUUUAGAUGUGUAGUUUAACAUGCGGUACCAAAUGUGGUGAGCACCGAUAAAUUGAUGUCAGCAUGAGGGGAGGGACCCCCGAAUGAGGAAAGCUGGUAGAAGUCUGUGAGAGUCGGUUUGUUGGUGGAAUCCGUGAACCAGCGGUUGGGUUUGUUUUGGUAAGGUUACGGGUGUCGGUCAGUUUUCUGGAGGAAAAGUCUACCACUGGAGAAGAAGCCUGCUUAAGCGCCGCGCGUAUCGCUAGCGACAGACGAGCAUCGAAAGCUCGUGCCAUGUAUCGGUCAUUCUGACUGUCCAGUGUUAAAGCUGACAGUUGUUGGCCCGCCACAGCUACACUGGUUGAGAGUCCGUAAUGAGACGGACAGUUAAACGAUUUUGAAAUAGCCCCAACGUGAGAAGAAGAAGCAGCGAACCGAUCCUUUCAGAAAAACCUCUGGGCAACAGAAUUUGAAUUUGUUUGCUGGUUGUUUCUUCAGAUUACUUUGUUUAUCGGUCGGUUGAUGUAGAUGGGCCUUCCAUGUCUAUCUGCAUGUGUCUGACCCACAACGCCAUUCGCGAGAAAUGGCCCCCUUUUUAAUUUGAACUUGGCAGCGCCAACGAUGUCCCCCCGACUUACGGAAAGAUACCGCUGGACGUAGGCUACCCGGACAGUAACGGUAAUGGUCCUAGCAGCGGGAGGACAACUAGAAUCUAUUCGAAGCCAUCACAGUCUGGCGAGUCAUCUCCGUCGUAUUAAACGCUGAAUGUGACGUACGUUAUCGCUGAUUUGUAGUACUGUUCCGACCAUUGCAAAGGCUGAGAAAAAUAGGAUGAAGUAUAAAAAGCGGUAACAAUAAAGAGAUGGCAAUUUACUGACAGGAGAUCAAAAAUGCGUGUCAAAACACCAACAACUGCACGGAACAGCCAAUAAAUGACUGGUGUGACCGGUUAGAUAUAAGUGGCUAAACCCAUUGUGCCUUGUCACAAGUAACUUGCAGCAAGGUCGAGCUGGGUCGAAGGCACGCGAAAUACAAAUCUGUGCUAUUUAUACGUGACCAUUAUAUCAUCUCUACGUUUUCUGUAAUAUAAAUAAAAAGUCAUAAAGCGAUUAAGAUAAACGAGUACCACAAACCGGAAGCAAAAACAACAUUUUUUCGGGAUCAAGAUUCAUACGACAAUGUGUGUUGCGACGUCGAUACGAAAUCGGGAGAACGUAAUAUGUCCGUUAUCAGCAAUCGUCAGCGAAACGCAAUAAUUGUUACUAUUCAUAGGGAAAUUUUAUCUGAAGCGUAUAUAAAUGUGCUAAGUCGCUAUAUAUUAAAAAUCGUAUAAAGGAUGUAUACACUUGCUCCAUGGAUCAAAGAGACGCAGUCAUAAUGUAGUGGGCAGAAAGAGUGACUAGAAAAUCGAAUUAGGCAAAAAAAACGUCGUCUUCCUGUUUUCGUCUGACCUGAUUCGGUACCUGUCAACUGUCAAGCCCGAGCGUUGUUUCUUCUUUAACCAGAAUUAAGUGAAAUUAAGAUGGAACCGUUUUGUCAUGAUGAAUCCCCUAUAUAACAAAUAUCAAAAAAUCACUGAAGUCGAAGUGACAAUUUGCUGUCUGGCAAAAAGUACGCAACAUGUGACACGCAAACAAGGAUCGUUUCCUAGUGCUGGCAGCUACCGCCGUGACAUCAUUCGACGAACCAAACGGAUGCCCGUAUGUGUUUCGUAUGCGUGUGAUCGUUGCAUAGGCAAAUCAUGUAGUAACUCAUAGGGAAGAACGGGAAACAGGGUUUAUAGCUGUUCUAUUAAGUCAUCAUCGAUUGUUCAUAUGAAAGAUUGAUGCCCAUAACACCCGUUGACAACGCUGAAAUGAUGAAACUUUCAAAAACCGUCCCAGCGCAGCACACGUUGCAGAGACAGCGUACGGCCCAUCCCCUCGUCACGUUGGUGUCUCGACGCAACAGCUGCCUGCUCGGGCUAGUUGCCCUUUGUUCAACUCUCAUCGUCCUGGUUCAGGUGGCCUCUUACAGUGACCGAGGUGCCUUCUAUCAGAGCCUGGUUAGAUAUGCGGAUUCGCCGCCCAUUCAGAAUCUGUUAGGCCAACAAGGAUAUUUGUUGACAUCGUCAAGUGGCACAGCGCAGGGCGUAACCGCUAAGAGUGCCCAGACAGUUGUUGCCACCGCAUCAUCGGACAUCAACUCGGAAAGGUCUCCGGCAAAGCCAGUCACCGAGAGAAAAUUACAAAAGGUCUCCAUUGGCAUUGCAAGUUUACGCCAGCUUUCAGGGAGUGCUUCAGUACAAUUGUCUUUACCAAGGCUACACGAUGCGGGCAGGAUAGUAGGGGCAAUGUUAAAGAUGUACCGAGUAAUUCCGCCAAACGAAGUUCGCCGGGUGCUCAUUGUAUCAUAUUUUCGUUCCGGGAGUACCUUUCUGGGGGACAUCUUACAGACGCCAUUGAAGACGUUCUACCACUUCGAACCAUAUCACAUCACUGGCGCUACUCGUCUCAGAUUCGGUGAUAUCAGUGAAGGCGAGUGCGCUCGCCUGUUCGGCCAUCUAAUGCGAUGCGAAUUUGAUCAAUUACCCGAGUAUAUGGCCUGGGUGUCCCAGAAUAACAAUCAGUUUCUGGUUCGGCAUAACCAGUUCCUCUGGCGCCAUUGUACCCUCAAAAACAACAUCUGCUUUAACGCAACGUACAUGCAGGGAAUGUGUCAACGGAGCCCGCUACAGGUGGCUAAAUUUGUUCGUGUUCCUCUACGUUACGCGCUAAAUUUCGUAAGGGAAGAUCCUGAGUUCGCCAAAAGCACCGCCAUCGUUCAUUUGAUUCGGGAUCCGCGCGCGGUACUUGCUUCUAGGCGUCACUUAGACUGGUGUCAGGACGAGUGCGCUCGAGCAGAUGCCCUCUGUUCGCAGAUGUCAGAGGACGUAGAAACUUUCGAAGAACUACAAAAAUCACACCCGAAGGUGACUAUGGUGCAAAUUAAAUUAGAGGAACUUGCCACAGAUCCAUUUAAUCAGACGCGACGGCUGUUCCAACAACUGGGGUUACUGUAUGAAAUGUCGACGGAAGCGUUUCUGAAGACGCAUACGCAACAUGGAUCAACUGAUCCGUACUCAACGCGUAGAAAUUCGGCGGCUGUCGCCUAUGAUUGGCAGCAAAGAUUGUCACUCAAGGAAACUUUAGACAUCCAGCACAUUUGUGGGCCGUUAUUACUGCGAGCUGGGUACGAUAAGGUCGAGGUCAAAGACAACAGGGAGGAGAUGUUUACAGAGUUCGAACAUUCACAUUGAUUGAUAUCUACAACGUUGUUUGUGUUUCGAAUGGGCCCAAAUAGAGAAAUUGUGACAUUAUGGCGUGAUUUAUCGCCGUUCAAUCUGUAAGGGCCAGUGGAUUCCGCAAUGGUACAGUCGUAGCGCGUGUCCAUAUUAAAAAUCUAGGAACAUAGGAGUCUCCUUCGUUAAGACACACCUCGUCCUUUACUGGAAACGAGUCAUCUGAAGCAACGUCUAACUGAGGCAGAAUCUGGCAAUUAAA
Messenger RNA from Varroa destructor (honeybee mite), 3734 nucleotides. Its product is annotated as carbohydrate sulfotransferase 1-like. Gene Ontology annotation, molecular function: N-acetylglucosamine 6-O-sulfotransferase activity. Lineage: Eukaryota; Metazoa; Arthropoda; Arachnida; Mesostigmata; Varroidae. The record is from RefSeq and is a predicted model, not a curated record. Gene Ontology annotation, biological process: N-acetylglucosamine metabolic process; sulfur compound metabolic process.